Molecule: messenger RNA, 905 nt
Organism: Plasmodium vivax (malaria parasite P. vivax)
Lineage: Eukaryota; Apicomplexa; Aconoidasida; Haemosporida; Plasmodiidae
Product: citrate synthase, mitochondrial precursor, truncated
Exons: 1
Biological process (GO): tricarboxylic acid cycle; carbohydrate metabolic process
Cellular component (GO): mitochondrial matrix
Source: RefSeq, a predicted model, not a curated record
CACCAUGAUAACAAUCCAAGGGGUUAGAAGCCGGUACACACGAUGCAACACCAGUCGGGACGCGAUGCCGAUGGGGAGGUGUGGAUUGGAGGCCCUAUUCGGGCGUCACUGGGAAAAAAGAAAAUAUCAUGAGAAAAUAUGCACAUAUAAUAGAGAACCAAAAGUAGGAAAGGAGAAAAAAGGGUUUUUCAGUUGUUCCAAUGUUCAAAUGAUAUCGGCUGUGAGAAUGAAGGGGGUGAAGAAUAGCCACCCCGGUGUGCACUUCUCAAGUGAUAGCAAAAACGAAUCAAAUUUGUACUUAAACAAUUAUGCCAAAAUAAAAAAAUACAUCAACAGCAUCGAUAACGAAGAAUCAGUCAUUAUGACCAUUUUGAAGGAGAAAACGUAUGACUGUAUACAGAAGACGAGAGAAAAAUUAAAAGCAAUUAUACACACGUACCCAAAUACGCCCAUCUCGAUUUGUACCCCAAAUAAUGUUAUUGGGGGACUGAGGAACACCAUUACGUUAAUCACCGAUACGUCUAUUUUGGAAAAAAGGAAAGGAAUUUUAUUUAGAGGGAGAACUGUAGAUAAAAUUUUAAAAGACUUUCCAAAAUGGGAUGAAAACUGUGAAUACCCCAUGGCAGAAGCUAUGCUUUGGUAUUUAUUAACCAAAGAAAUACCAGCAGCUGAUGACUUGAAGCUUUUCUCAAGGGAGUUAUAUUGUAGGGCUAAAAAAAUGCCAUCAUUCGUCUUCGAAUUUAUAGAUAGCAUUCCUACAUUUACACAUCCAAUGAGUCAGCUCGUGUCUACCGUUUCGUUCCUCGAAUCUUUGUCCUUAUUUAAGAUAAAAUAUUCUGAGGGAAUAUUAAAAAAGGAUUACUGGAAAUACAUUUUGGAAGACGCUGUUUCUUUAAUUGCCCAAA